Molecule: messenger RNA, 342 nt
Organism: Notechis scutatus (mainland tiger snake)
Lineage: Eukaryota; Metazoa; Chordata; Lepidosauria; Squamata; Elapidae
Source: RefSeq, a predicted model, not a curated record
UUAGAAAGAAUUUGAACAGCCACUUGCUGAAACAAUUAGUAGGAUCUCUCAUGGCUUAUUUUUUCUUUUUUCUUUCCCUUUCUCAGAAAGUCUUCUUCAGCCUGAUCAUCUUCUCUCUCAUGCUGGCUGCAUGUCAAGGAGCAUGCUUUAGUGGGCCCUUUGCAGCUGAGAUUAAAGAUGGUAAACCGGUGGUGCCAAUCACUUGUCAUGAUAUAUAUGAUGGGAGAAAGCAUCUCAUUGGGUCCACCUGGAACACAGCUCAUUGUUUAAGAUGCGAAUGCAGCAGAAAUGGAUUGGAUUGCUGUCACAGGUAAGAAGAGGCUCCAGGCCACCUUCAGAUAU